AUGCUUCCAAAGGAAUCAAGUUCCUUAAAUCGAACUACUCGAGAAUGGUUAUCCAUGGCACUAAAAUCGAAGUGUGGACAAGAUUAUAUGUGUGCGAUGGCCUAUUUAGUAAAUUCAUAUCCAUUGCACGCUAUUGGAUAUCUUGAUACUUUAAUAUCGUUCGUCUCACCAUCAAAAAAGCGAGACUGUUUCAGAUCGUUGGAUAUAUUAAAUCACCUUUUCAGCAACCUAAUUCCAAAAAAUCGUGCUUUGAUUCCUGUCAAAACUCGACCAUUAGACGUGUUGGAAAAGUUGAAUUCUUCUUCAAAAGAAAAUAUCCUUUGUUUAUGGCAUUUUGAGGAUGAGUUGAAAAAAAUCUACUUGCGGUUUAUCAAGGCAUCAGAGUUGAUAUUAAACAUAAUCAUCAAUAAACUCGGUGAUCGUAGUAAAGAGUUUGCAUCUGCAGUGAUACACAAGUUACGUCUAAUUGCUGGAAUUUCUAGUAAUUUUCUGCAUUUAGUCGUCCAGGAAGUUCGAUCUUUUUUGUUCCGUCCAAAUUUGUUGGAAAGAUCAAAAUAUUAUGCUAUUUCACUGUUGAGUUGUUUGGAAUUGAAGAGUUCAUCUCAUGGAAGUGGGACUAAUGUAACCGUAUCGUCUGUGGCAUCAACACUGAUCAAGAUUUAUAUGUCGUUUUUCCGUUCUUUAGCUAGUUCUAAAGAAAUUCCUGAACGACUAGUUACUGUAUUGCUUAGUGGUUUAUGUAGAGUGACUCCUUUUAUUACUGAAGAAGCAUUUACAUCUAUGUUAAGUGAAGUUGAUGAUCUAUUUCGACUUGUUCACACAACUGGUUUCACUGUAUCUGUUCAAGCAUUGUCUGUACUAUUUCAAAUUUCAACACAUUGUAUUUCUAUACGUGAUCGUUAUUAUCAGGCAUUGUAUAGAAAAUUACUGGAUCCUGCUAUUCAUCAAAGUUCAAAAAAUCCAAUUCUACUACGUUUAAUCUAUCAAAGUAUGAUUAGUGAUGAUGAUACUGAUAGGAUUGCUGCAUUUUUCCAUAGAAUCUUACAAUUAUGUCUUUCACAUACAGAUCCUGGUUUUAUUGUUGGUUGUUUAAUUCUCAUUAAUAAGGUAUCUUUAUCCAAACCAAAUCUCUUGAUAGUUUCUCAAAUCAAUCAAGAUCAAUUGUCAGUUAAUCCGAUGACGAAUUUGGCUAAAUUCGAACAGUCCAAUGGUAACGACGAUGAUGAUGAUGAUGAAGACGAGCAUUUCAGUGAUGCACAUUGCUCUGACGAUGAUGAGGAUGCUAAUGCGGAUGAUAAUGAUCAUGACGAAAGUGUACAAAAAAACAAUGUAAUAAUCAAUGACAAAUCUACACUGAUGACUGAUAAGAAUCAGAAUGUCUCAUCAUGGUAUCAUCGUUCAUUGAGAAAACAACGAAAUAUUCAAAACGUAUUUGGUUAUGGUUAUAAUCCAACUGCACGUGAACCAAAAUUUGCCCAAGCUGCUGGAUGUUUAUUAUGGCCAUUAAAUCUUUUAGCUAAACAUAAUCAUCCUACAAUUAAUUUAUUUGCUAAUUCAUUAUUAAAUCAAUUACCAAUACAAUAUACUGGUGAUCCAUUCAUAGAUUUUGGAUUAAUGCAUUUUUUGGAUCGAUUCUCGUAUAAAAAACCAAAGCUGAAUAAAUUAACAGGAGUAAAAUCAACUGCUGAUGGACCAGUUCAAAAGAGUAUGCUAGCUAUGGAACUGACAUUUUCAAGUACGAAACAAUUGACAAAGAUAACAUGUCUAAUACAUGUCAAUGGGAAGAUAACUAUAUUCUAUGAUGAAAUAGCUUCUGGAAAUCAUGAGACUGAGCUUGAUUCGAAAAUAUACAGUUCGUUCAAAUGUGGAGAAGGUUCACCAGGAUCACUACCCUAUAAUGCUAUACAUGUUCCUGGAUCGUGGAUCCAAAGUAAUACUUUGGUGGAGCUUGAACCAAUGACAAACUUUUGUUCCAGACAACAAUCAAGUGAAUCUUGCAAAGCUGCAUCUAAACCUGGAGUGAUUUGUUACUGGUGCGCAACAGCUGAAAUAUGCAGUAAUGGUCUUGAUACACAUACAGCAGUCUUGAGACAAAAUAAUUGCCAUAAAGAAAUCAUUGAAAAACUAACUGGAGACAACCUUGAAGAUAUUGAUAUACAAGAGAAAAACAAAUAUGAUCCGCAAAUGAAAUUCACCAGUGUGACAUCAUCUACUUGCGCAUGUUGA
Molecule: messenger RNA, 2226 nt
Organism: Schistosoma turkestanicum
Lineage: Eukaryota; Metazoa; Platyhelminthes; Trematoda; Strigeidida; Schistosomatidae
Source: the annotation of a GenBank genome assembly